GGCACAAAGAAAGCUAUUGAUGUCCAAGUUCUUCUUAAUUACAGAGAAAAAUGUAUCGGUCUGAGCUACGGCUUCAAUGCUUGUCCCUCGUCCUUUUGGUUGUAUUUCUCCUUCAUCUUCUAUCUGAUGCUAGGCCUCUGAAUCCAAGCAUGGAGGUGGAGGGGAAGAAGAAUAAAUCCUUAUCCAAUUCAACUUUUGAGGCACCGGUCGAGAUUCCCGCUGGAGGUCCGCCAGCUAUGUAUUCCCCUCCCCACAUUGGAAACCAUGAGAUGAGUAGUGCUGGUCAGAGGAGGGUUCAUGGUGGUGAAUAUCUUCCACUUCAUAGAGGUCCAGUCACACCUUCUGGCCCCAAUCCAAUCACACACGGGCCAUGAUUCUAUUUGCAACUUUGAGAUGACUAGUGCUGG
Messenger RNA from Quercus lobata, 407 nucleotides. RefSeq lists its product as uncharacterized. Bases 51 to 374 code for a protein of 107 amino acids. The record is from RefSeq and is a predicted model, not a curated record. The transcript is spliced from 2 exons. Lineage: Eukaryota; Viridiplantae; Streptophyta; Magnoliopsida; Fagales; Fagaceae.